AUGUUACCCGGGGUUGGAGUGUUUGGGACAACUGCGACGAUACAGUCCUUUGUACCCAUCUUAAAAGUGUGCGGAUUUCCCGUUGUCGCCUUGUGGGGCAGUGAAAAUUUAGAUGCCCAGGAACUAGCCACACAAUUGGACAUCCCAUUCAGUACGCGCAAAGUUGACGAUGUUCUGUUACGCAAAGAUGUCGACCUUGUGGUCAUUGGUUGCCCACCUCACAGCCAAUGGUUUAUCGCCGUGAAGGCUUUGGGCAUCGGCAAGCAUGUUUUAUGUAGUGCCCCGUCCGGCCCAAUGCAAUUAAAUGCUCAACACAUGGUGCAGGCAGCCAGGUACUACCCUCGGUUGAUGUCGUUAAUGUGUUAUGGACUCCGUUUCCUUCCAACUAUUGUCAAGAUGAAAAAAAUGAUUGAGGAGGGAUAUCUAGGCAACAUCACAAUCUGCGAAGUUAAGGUUCACUACGGAGGCUUGCCAAAAGAAAAGUAUGAUUGGAUGUGUGAUGAAGGUAUGGGCGGUGGUGUUCUUAAUACAAUCGGCAGUAAUAUCAUCGAUGUAAUCACCUUCCUAACCAAAGAAAGAGCAGUACGUGUUCAUGGAAUGUUAAAGACUUAUACUAAACAAACACAAAACAUUAAGGGUAUUCGAGAAAUCACCAGCGACGACUUUUGCACUUUUCAAAUGGAGCUCGACAAAGGUGCAUGUGUUACGGUAACCCUGAAUAGCCAUAUCCCCGGGCAGUUUGUCCAAGAAAUCGUCAUUUGUGGACAAAAAGGACGGCUAAUUGCACGGGGUUCGGACUUAUACGAACAGAGAUUGAACGCUACCCGAGAGUCGUUGAUACAUUUCGAUCCCAUCAAAGAAGAGGAGAGGUAUGGAAUAUCUCCGAAAGCAAGAACCGAAAUUCCGAGCCCUUAUCUCAAAGGUCUUAUUCACAUGAUUGAGGCCGUGAAAGAUGCUUUUGAGAAAGAAGAGGAAAGGCAGAAUUGGCAGGCGGAACCCGUUGCUUCAGCGUCGAAUUUUGAGGAUGCACUUUAUGUACAAACUGUAGUUGAUGCCAUCCGAAAGUCAAAUAAGACCAAACAGUGGACGAAAGUAGACGUAUCUGUGGAAGAACCAGAGCCUAAUUCCAACAUGUUAUCCGAUCAGAUGAGAAGAAGCACUUUCUCAUUGCAAUGA
Messenger RNA from Acanthosepion pharaonis, 1176 nucleotides. Lineage: Eukaryota; Metazoa; Mollusca; Cephalopoda; Sepiida; Sepiidae. The record is from the annotation of a GenBank genome assembly.